This is a messenger RNA of Mercurialis annua (annual mercury), 2503 nucleotides long. Its product is annotated as ABC transporter G family member 15-like. The coding region runs from base 216 to 2297 and encodes 693 amino acids. Lineage: Eukaryota; Viridiplantae; Streptophyta; Magnoliopsida; Malpighiales; Euphorbiaceae. Gene Ontology annotation, molecular function: ABC-type transporter activity; ATP hydrolysis activity; ATP binding. Gene Ontology annotation, cellular component: membrane. The record is from RefSeq and is a predicted model, not a curated record. The transcript is spliced from 9 exons.
CUUUGGUUUGGUCGUUCUAAUUAUUGCCAAAGUAAAUAACUCAUUAUUACAGCCUCACCAGUUCCUCAUCAGAUUGUCUUAAUUCAUAACUAUAAAUAUAUAUCCACUCUCUGCUUAUUUAACCAUUUCUUUACUACACCAUACUAAAACACUUCAAACGCAAAUAUUUAUAUGUUGUUGUUUGGUCUUUUUUUAAGGGUUUUUGUGUUGGGCUGAUGAUGGAGAUAGAGCAAGUUUUUAGUUACAACGACGGCGGCUGUGGAGGCGUGGAGGGAUGUAUAAUGAGAGAAGGCGGCGGCGGCGGAGGAGGAGAGUGUGUGUAUUUGGUAUGGGAGGACUUGACGGUGGUGCUGCCCAAUUUUAGUGAAGGGCCGACAAGAAGGUUACUUAAUGGGCUUAAUGGGUAUGCUGAACCGGGUCAGAUUAUGGCUAUUAUGGGUCCUUCUGGUGCGGGCAAAUCCACCCUCCUUGAUGCUUUGGCAGGUAGACUCUCAGGAAAUGUUCUCAUGACCGGAAAUGUUCUAUUUAAUGGCAAGAAGAAGAGACUUGGCUAUGCUGGUGUUGCUUAUGUAACACAAGAAAAUACACUGCUGGGGACUCUAACUGUUAGAGAAACCCUAACAUACUCAGCUCAUUUAAGACUGCCAAGCAGUAUGACUAAAGAAGAGAUCGACGGAAUUGUAGAGGGAACGAUAAUGGAAAUGGGUCUCCGAGAUUGCGCGGACCGGCUAAUCGGAAACUGGCAUUUAAGAGGGAUAAGUGGUGGAGAGAAAAAAAGGCUAAGCGUUGCGCUCGAAAUAUUGAUUAAGCCAAAUCUUUUAUUUCUUGAUGAACCCACCACCGGACUAGACAGUGCAUCAGCUUUUUUUGUUAUUCAAACACUUAAAAAUAUAGCUCGAGAUGGAAGAACUGUGAUCUGUUCGAUUCACCAGCCGAGUAGUGAAGUUUUCGCAUUGUUUGAUCAUCUUUUUCUGUUAUCUGGUGGUGAAGUAGUUUAUUUUGGAGAAGCAAAGUUGGCUGUAGAGUUCUUUGCAGAAGCCGGAUUCCCAUGUCCGAGUAGGAGAAAUCCUUCCGAUCAUUUUCUUCGUUGUAUCAAUUCAGACUUUGAUCUAGUCACUGCCACUUUGAUGGGUGCUCACAGAGAAAUUCAAAUGUCAUCAGAUUCUUUGACCAAUCUACCUAUUGCAAAAAUCAAGGCAGUUUUAGUUAAGAAAUAUAAGUUAUCUAAUCACGCAGCAAGAGCAAAAGCUAGGAUUAGAGAAAUUUUGACCACUAAAGGGCUUGAGAUUAAAAGAAAAGGAGAAAUGCAAGCAAACUGGUGGAAGCAACUUGUAGUAUUGACAAAGAGAUCAUUCAUUAAUAUGUGGAGAGAUUUGGGAUAUUACUGGGUGAGGAUAGGUAUCUACCUUGCCUUGUCUAUUUGUGUCGGAACCGUCUUUCAGAAUGUCGGAACAGGCUUUACUGCUAUCUUGGCUCGCGGAGCUUGCGGUGGAUUUAUAUCAGGCUUCAUGACUUUCUUGUCCAUAGGCGGCUUCCCUUCUUUCAUUGAAGAACUCAAGGUUUUUCAUAAAGAAAGGCUUAAUGGGCAUUAUGGAGUUGGAGUAUAUAUUCUGUCAAACUUCCUCUCUUCGUUCCCGUAUUUGACUGUGAUGUCGCUGUCUACUGCAAGUAUUAUCUUUUACAUGGUGAAAUUCAGAUCUGGAUUCACACACAUGUUCUAUGCGUUCAUCGACCUUCUAAGCAGCAUAGCAGCAGUAGAGAGCUGCAUGAUGACAAUAGCUUCACUUGUUCCUAACUACCUAAUGGGUGUCAUAAUUGGAGCUGGAUUUAUUGGAAUCCUGAUGGUGACUUCUGGAUUCUUUCGUUUGCUGCCUGAUCUUCCUAAGGUUUUCUGGCGCUACCCAGUUUCUUAUAUCAAUUUUGGAGCGUGGGGAUUGCAGGGAGCUUACAAAAACGACUUGAUCGGGGUGGAGUUUGAUCCUCUGGAGCCAGGCGGCCCAAAACUGAAAGGCGAAGAUGUUCUUAUAAACAUGCUUGGCGUCAAUCUAAAUCAUUCAAAAUGGUGGGACUUAGCUGCUGUUGUGAUUCUUCUCAUAUGUUUCAGACUUUUAUUCUAUGCAAUUCUCAAGUUCAAGGAGAGUACUUUGCCAGUGUUUCAUAAAAUUUAUGCAAAGAGAACUAUACAACAUAUGAAGAAGAGGCCAUCUUUCAGAAAAAAUUCACCAUUCCCUUCCAUGAGGCAUCAAACUCCCCACCCUUUGUCUUCUCAAGAGGGUCUCAAUUCUCCAAUUAAUUAGCAGCAGCACCCAAAUGAAGCAUAACACAGUUAGAUAUUCGCCACUUUCUAACAAAGAUUGAUCUGUGCAUCAUGUAUCUUAUGACCACAGCAGUUACAUAGUUUUUUUUUGGUACUUCUAAACUACAUUUAAAUACACAUCAUUCUCUAGUAGCGUAGCUAGCUACAGAAGUUUCCAAUAGUGGUAUGUUCAAGUGUUUUGAGUGA